UUCCAGCAGGGAUCGCCAUACAGCGAAUGAACCCCUCAACUUGCUGUAGCUCCGUCAAUGCGCCCCUCUCCACGCAUUGUUUCGAAUCAGCUGUGCAUGGAUCUAUCGUAACCCCACCCAAUGAGGAAGGGCAAACGUAGCCAAUUUUAUACAGACAGUAAGAAAAUAUUGCCAGGGGCGUUUAGCAUUUGUUAACGACAACAUACGUAACAUAGUCUCACACGAUUUUGAUUGUGCAAGAUUGGAACGGAAAGUCUACAUCUUCACAUUCCUCUCUCCUAUUCGGCGAGGCGGUGAAGAGUCAGCUGAUAUUUUGCUACGAGUCCACCUAGGCGCUAUCUCAAGAUGAUUGCCUUGUUUAACAAGCUUUUGGACUGGUUUAAAGCGCUGUUUUGGAAGGAGGAGAUGGAAUUAACACUGGUCGGUUUGCAGUAUUCGGGGAAGACCACCUUCGUCAACGUUAUAGCGUCGGGACAGUUCAGCGAGGACAUGAUUCCCACAGUGGGCUUCAACAUGAGGAAGAUCACCAAGGGCAACGUCACUAUUAAGCUGUGGGAUAUCGGAGGCCAGCCUCGAUUCCGUAGCAUGUGGGAGAGGUACUGUCGAGGAGUCAGUGCAAUAGUCUACAUGGUGGACGCAGCAGAUCAGGAGAAGAUCGAAGCCUCCAAGAAUGAGCUGCACAACCUCCUAGACAAGCCCCAGCUCGAGGGCAUCCCCGUGCUGGUGUUGGGGAACAAGAGAGACAUUCCAGGUGCCUUGGAUGAGAAGGAGCUCAUCGAGAGGAUGAAUUUGUCAGCCAUUCAGGACAGAGAGAUCUGCUGUUACUCUAUCUCCUGCAAGGAAAAAGACAACAUUGAUAUCACACUACAGUGGCUGAUCCAGCAUUCUAGAACCAGGAGGACAUGAGGCCUGAAUCCCCCUCCUGCUCCUCUCCCUCUAUCCCUUCCUCCUCCUCCUCCCCCUCCUCCUCCUCUCCCUCCCUUCCUCCCACGGCCACCACCCCAAGACAAACGGUGUCCUCCUAUCCUCUCCUCACAUCCUCCCAUCCUUUACCUCCUCUGACCCCUCCCUGUCCUCUCUUUCUCUCCUUCCUGCAUUUCCUCCUCCUCCCUCUGAACACUCCUCUCCUCUACUUCCUCCCUGGUCCCCCAGCUCCUAUGCCAGUUUGUAUUUACCUCCGUGGUUUUGGAUGGGUGGAAGAAGUCAUAUACAGUUUUGCUGACAGCCAUGAAGUUUUUCCAUAUCUGUUCAAACAGAAUGAGGAGGAGCCAGUGGACAGGCCCCUCCCUUCUUAUCCUCCGCCACAAGCAAUGGAUUCCAUUCUUGUAAAGAUUGUGAGAUAUUAUGAUUUGCACUGUUUGAAUUGUUUUUGUUUUAUAUCUACGCUUUUUUUUACGCCAUGUACUUAAAGACUGGAUAAAGCUGGCUUCUGACAGCGAUCCAGACUCCUCUUCAUUCUCCUGGGUCCUGCUUUAAUACGGCAGGCACUGGUACUGAUACAAGCAGCAUCAGCUUAACUGCUGGUGGGGGCCUAAUGUGUGUUCAAACGCUGACAUUUUCAAACUGCUGUGUUGACUUAGAACACCAAUAUUUGUCACUUUAUUUAAAUGAGAGCAAUGUAAUAAAAGUUGACACAUUGUAAAACUAGA
Osmerus eperlanus (European smelt) is the source of this 1649-nucleotide messenger RNA. RefSeq names its product ADP-ribosylation factor-like 8A (gene arl8a). Bases 346 to 906 code for a protein of 186 amino acids. Gene Ontology annotation, biological process: anterograde axonal transport; protein transport. Lineage: Eukaryota; Metazoa; Chordata; Actinopteri; Osmeriformes; Osmeridae. The record is from RefSeq and is a predicted model, not a curated record. The transcript is spliced from 7 exons. Gene Ontology annotation, molecular function: GTPase activity; GTP binding. Gene Ontology annotation, cellular component: lysosomal membrane.